Molecule: messenger RNA, 2225 nt
Organism: Cryptococcus deneoformans JEC21
Lineage: Eukaryota; Fungi; Basidiomycota; Tremellomycetes; Tremellales; Cryptococcaceae
Product: protein threonine/tyrosine kinase, putative
Exons: 13
Coding region: 117-2141 (674 amino acids)
Biological process (GO): protein phosphorylation
Molecular function (GO): protein binding; ATP binding; protein kinase activity
Source: RefSeq, a predicted model, not a curated record
GGUGUUCAGGCUGCUCUCCACCCACUUCUGCCACCCCGCCUCCCAACUCACCUCCACAGGGGCUGGAAUCGGGCCAUCUCCGCACCUUUCACCCCACGUCCCUGCGUACCCUUGCAAUGUCGCAAACUCCUUCCCAACAGCCCCCACACAGUGACGAUGUCUUUGAGCCCACCCAGCUGUCCCAGCCGGCGUAUAGCCAAACUCAAAACACACAGGCGUUCAUCAGCAGUCAGGUCGAGCCACGCAGAAAAUACUGGGCGAUCUUCAUCUCCACCCACUCGGACCGCGGGAUCCUAAAAGUGCCCUGGAGCAAGCCCUAUAUUCAGCUGGGAAGAGGACCGUAUACUCUUGGAAAUGAUGUUAUACUCCCCGAAAAGAGAGUCUCCAACACACACUGUCGCUUUACUCUCGGGAUGCAAAAUGCAAAGAAUCUGGAACCGUCUAAUGACACCGCCAGGGCAUGGAAAGAAGGAGAGGGUGAGCCCGAAGUAUGGGUAGAAGAUUUGAAGAGCAGUAACGGGACAUUUGUUAAUGGCGCUCGUAUCAACACCAGGCGCCUUUUACGGCAUGGCGAUGAGAUAUCACUAGGUCAUGCGGGCACUCUUGACUAUCACGACGUUCGAUAUAUAUAUCGUUCUGUUGGGGGCAAGAGAUUAAAGAAUGGGCAAGCCUCAAGCAAUAGUGGCGAUCUCGAACCUGUAGGCCAGGUUUACGAGAAAUAUCAAUUACUCGAUCGCUUGGGGAAAGGGACGUUUGCGGAAGUUCACAAAGCUGUGGACGUAGAAACGGGGAAUAUGCGAGCCAUCAAACAAAUCGUCAAACAUCGCUUUGCCGGCAACGACAAGACUCUUCAGCUGUUUCACCGAGAAAUCAAUAUCACUAGAAGUCUGGAGCACGAAAACAUAUGUCGGCUGAUUGACUGGUACGAAGACCCUCAACAUAUCUGUCUUGUUCUGGAGUAUGUAGAUGGAGGUGAUCUUUUGGAUUACAUCAUGGACUGGCCAGAAGAGCAAGGCGGUCUCCCUGAGCAACACGCUGCUGAACUCACAGUUCAGAUCUGCCGUGCAAUGGCCUACACACAUUCAAAAGGCAUCACUCAUAGAGACUUGAAGCCAGAGAAUAUUCUUUUGACAAAAGAACAUGAAGGUGCUCGAAUCGUCAAAAUUGCAGAUUUUGGCUUGGCUAAGAUGAUCCACACAAACACUAUGCUUGUAUCCAUGGUCGGAACCCCGCAGUAUUUGGCUCCGGAGAUUGUCAUGCAAACAGAGCAGCAACCAGGAUACGAAAACGUGGUGGACUCCUGGUCUGUCGGCAUAAUAGUUUAUAGCAUGAUGACCAAGGCUUUACCAUUUGACGAAGAUAGCAAACUUCCUGUGGAGCAACGGAUUCGAGCCCGUUUUACUCAACCACCUGAUGUGUCCCUGUUGGAGCAGCGAAACGUGAGCCAGCAAGCAAUCGAUUUCAUUUUGAGGCUCUUGGACAAAGAUCCCGCCAAGCGCAUGACGAUGGCCCAAGCCUUGGAUCAUGAAUGGCUUUCUGAGCCCUCUUCGCAGCCAAUUGAGUCGCAACGCAUGGGUCUUGGCGGUGAUUCUAUGUGGUCCAUCCAAUCUUUCGAUUCAUUACAACCUGACUUUAACUAUGGUCCUGGAAGCGCAAACUGGCAGAGGCCCGCCACGGUCUCUAGCACAAGGUUAAAAAGUGGUUUUGAGGGGUCAGACGAUUUCUCUCAACCGAUGACCAAAUUGCAUCUCAAUACUCCAGAAAUAUGCAAUAUACCCUCUAAAAAGGCAAGCAUCAAACAAACAAGCGCUGCAAUAGGCAUCAACACCCCAGUAUCACUUGUCUCUCCAUGUGUUGCUGGUAACCCGGUCAACGCCGUUUCGCCGUCUGCUCCUACGUCGACAUCACCCACAUCUCUUUCAAAACAACAAAAACGCAAGCUAGAAGAUGAAAAGAGGGCUAAUAGCAUUGACUCGGAAGGUGAAGGUUCGGAGAGUAUUGAUAGGACAAAUAACGCCCCAGUAAAUGAGAACAUUGACGCAUCCGUUAUGAUGGACUCGGCGGUCGAUAGUGUAAAGGAGGAUGGAAAAGACGAUAUUGUAUUGGCUAGACGCCCCCGAAAAUCUAUGCGCCUUCAAUAGAGGCGUUUAUCGUUAGUAGAGUAUAAAGUGACUUUUUACGUCGGAUUCUGCGAGAAGUGCAUGCUACUCCGUUUUACGAUGCCC